This is a messenger RNA of Hirsutella rhossiliensis, 1914 nucleotides long. RefSeq names its product fungal zn(2)-Cys(6) binuclear cluster domain-containing protein. The record is from RefSeq and is a predicted model, not a curated record. Gene Ontology annotation, biological process: regulation of DNA-templated transcription. NCBI's taxonomy places the organism in Eukaryota, Fungi, Ascomycota, Sordariomycetes, Hypocreales, Ophiocordycipitaceae. The transcript is spliced from 3 exons. Gene Ontology annotation, molecular function: DNA-binding transcription factor activity, RNA polymerase II-specific; zinc ion binding. The coding region runs from base 1 to 1914 and encodes 637 amino acids.
AUGUCGGCUGAGCAUGGCCACACCCUGGCUGCUUCCUCUACUUCGGCCGCCGAGGCAUCACAGCAUCAGCCCAGCAUUGCCCUGCCGGCGAAACGGGGUCGUCGGAGCAACCCCAAAGUCAAGACGGGCUGCUCAAACUGCAAGCAGAGGCGAAUCAAGUGCGACGAGAAGCGCCCAGCAUGCACACAAUGUGUGAGGAGCAACAGGUCGUGUACCGGUUAUCCGCCUCCCAGCCGCAGCAGCGGCCCCGUGGUCGAGAUUCGCAUCGCCCCCAAGCCCGUCAUCGCCCUCCGGCCUCAGCCCGCACCCGAUGCCCCGGUAGCCGUCCUCCGGAAGCCGACCGUCCUGCCCCCGCGCCGCCCAUCCCUCGCCAUCUACCAGCCCUCCAACAGCCUGUCCAUGAACCAUGCCGAGGCUUUGUACUUCGAACUCUUCCGUCUUCAGACGGCAUCGGAGCCGUCGGGCUACUUCAACGGGUCCUUCUGGUGCCAACGCGUUCUGCAGGAGUGCCAUUCCGAGGUUGCCAUUCGACAUGCCAUCGUCGCCCUCGGCGCCUUGUAUAAGACGCUUGAGCAAUCCUCCCGGGUCGGUUUGCCUGCGAGCUCCGCCCCCGCGUUGACUCAAAAGGAAUCCAUCAAAUCCCACUGGCAAGUUGCCAUCAAGCAGUACUCAGAAGCUUGCAAUGCCAUGUUGCUGCUCCACGAAGAUAACUUGCACCACCACAGGACCCGCCUCAUGGCCACCAUCUUACUCGCUUACUUCGACGCCUUCAUCGGCGACCACAAACAAGCCCUGGGCCAGUUCCGGACCGGGCUCAGCCUCCUGCAACGGCUUCACGACAGUCACCCGCAUCACAGGUCUCCCAGCACGCCGGGCUACAUCGAAGAGGACCUGGUCGUCAUCUUCACUCGCUUUGCCCUCCAGUCAAAGUCUUACGCCGUGGCCUUCAACACGGCCCAGGCCAACGCCACUGAGCUUGCUCCACAGGGCCAGCGGGCAGAGGGCAUGCCGGCGUCGGAAACCAUCCCGCCCGCCUCUCUGCCACCCGAUGCCCCCCUCCCUCAUCGCUUCGGGUCCAUCAUGGAGGCUCGACAGGCGUCCGACAAGCUCUGCGAGAAAUUACUGCUCAUCAUUGAGCAAAUACUUAUCACCAAGAAUAAUCAAGGCAACAUUUUGCCUCCAUCGUGGAAACAACUCAGCUUGACUUAUAAGCAUCAAAUGGAUGCCUGGUCCGAGGCCUUUGGGCCCAUCUUCCGCUCCCGUCUGGAUCCAGGCGUCGGCCACCUGGAGAAAUUAAGCAUCUCGGCCCUCAAGUUGUUUCAAAUCAACAGGAACCUGCUGUUCCUGACGAUGUUCUGCGACACGGAGAUGGAGUUUGAUGCUUUCCUGCCCCAUUUCAAGGCCACUGUGAGCCUGGGGUGGGAGGUUGUCGCCGCCGAGGAGAGGCGCGCUGCAACACAACGCUGUCCAAACCCCAGCAUGUGCCAGCAUCACGGUUCAUUAUCCAAGAGCGCCUUCCAAGCGGGGAAAGUUCCUGCUCGUCACUUCAAGGCAAGCUUCUCAGCGGAUCUGGGCAUUGUUCCCCCGCUGUUCGUGGUGGUCACGAAAUGUCGAGAGCCCCGGACCCGUCGGCAAGCGAUUCAGCUCUUGAGGAGCGGUUCUCGACGCGAGGGCAUCUGGGACAGCGAGCUGGUGGCCAAGGUUGGCGAAUGGAUCAUGCAAUGGGAAGAGUUUAAUGAUCAAGUGCCGCCGGGCACCAUCCCAACGAGGCCAAUACCUGAAGAGAGGAGGGUCAUACUCAAGGCGGUCGAAUUUGAUUUGCGCGCCCGCUUUGCCGAUGUUCAUGUUGGAACGAGGGCGCGGCAUGACGGGAGUCCGGAUAGUCGCUCCCGGAAAACGCGCCUAACUUGGUGA